Epithele typhae is the source of this 972-nucleotide messenger RNA. Its product is annotated as cytochrome P450. Gene Ontology annotation, molecular function: heme binding; iron ion binding; monooxygenase activity. The record is from RefSeq and is a predicted model, not a curated record. The coding region runs from base 1 to 972 and encodes 323 amino acids. NCBI's taxonomy places the organism in Eukaryota, Fungi, Basidiomycota, Agaricomycetes, Polyporales, Epitheliaceae. The transcript is spliced from 8 exons.
AUGACCUACUACGAAGUCUUCAAAGGUGGCGCGUUCGUCGACCAUCUCUGGGUUCUCCAGCGCGCUGCACCAGGUCCUGUGGCCCGUGUUGGCCCUAAUCAACUGCACUUCAACAGUCCCGAGGCGUACGAUGGAAUCUACACCCGCGGCUCGCAGUUCAUAAAGGAUCCACGGACAUACAAAGCUUUCCAUCAGGACGACGCGUCGUUGUACAUCAUCGACCAGCGCGAGAUCAAGACUCGACGGGACAUCCUGAAGCCGCUCUUCUCGCGGCGAACGAUCUUCCAGCCCGAGCAUGUCAUACAGGCAAAGGUCAACAAACUGCUCGCUAAGCUCGCGGACGACGUCGCCAUGCAUACUCCCGUGAACAUGCGCCUCGCGUGCCAGUCCACGGCGCAGGAGCUCAUCUACGACUCCGCGGCCGGCUUUGCACACCAGACUAUCGUCAGCUCCGAGACCUCAGCCCCUCUUUUUCUCCUCCUCGUUCACUUACCAUGGAUCUUCUGGGUCAUCGUCUACGGCUCAAAGCUCGUCGCCGCGCUCCGGGGGAACCACAAGGGGGCGAUCUGCAAUUUGUUUGCCAAGCUCAAAAGCAAGAUCGAGGACAUGCCGAGGGAUCUGCCGCUCCUUGAGAAGGAAGGCCAAGAGACGGUCUUCCACCACUUGAUGAAGCCACACCCGGAGAAGGGCCAGUACGAGAUUCCGCUGGUCAAGGCACUGUUCGAGGAGGCGGUCACCCUCGUCGUCGCGGGCAUCUAUACGAUCGAGGAUGAAGGAGAGGCUGCGGGGGGCGUGGCCGGAUAUCGACGCCCCUGUGCGCCGGAGGUGCUCCAGAAGCUGCCUUACUUGACAGCAGUCAUCAAAGAGAUGGUCCCUGCCGGUACAGCAGCGGCGAUGGCCUCGUCGUUCGUACACCUCGAAUCGGCCAUCUUCCUCGACCCCGGCCUUCAAGCCGGAGCGUUGGCUCAAUAA